Molecule: messenger RNA, 5749 nt
Organism: Chionomys nivalis (European snow vole)
Lineage: Eukaryota; Metazoa; Chordata; Mammalia; Rodentia; Cricetidae
Product: zinc finger protein 30
Exons: 4
Coding region: 2515-4113 (532 amino acids)
Biological process (GO): negative regulation of transcription by RNA polymerase II
Cellular component (GO): nucleus
Molecular function (GO): DNA-binding transcription repressor activity, RNA polymerase II-specific
Source: RefSeq, a predicted model, not a curated record
UGCCACUGCGGGUGCAGGAUGCCACUAAAGCCUUUCUCACGCCGCGGGUCCCUUGUGCGCCUGCGCACUGUCGCACAGCCCCCACCCCUCCUUCCAGGAACUGGGGGCGGGGCUCGCAGUCUCGGUAGGGCGGGGAGUCCAGAACCCCGUGAAAGAAGCAGGCGGCGCCGGGACUUUCUAGUUUGAGAUCAGAACCCCCAGAGCCCUCAGUAGCAAGUCGGUGCCACCGCUGCGACGCCGAGGCCGGGGUCACCGACUGCUGUCGUGUCGGCGCACUCGGUACCCACCGUCCGGGCGCCGCGUCUGUCAGUCGGGUGAGCCCGGCUCGCACGGCCUACGCUCUUCCAGGGGACUCGAGGGCGGGGCCCGCUCUGCGGACCCCGGGCACUCGGAUGGCCAUCCGUGGGUGCAGUCUAUCGUGCUGCCGCUCUGCUGCUAAACCCGGCCUGGCUGCUGACGAGGACCGAGAGGGAAGUCGGGGUCGGUUUGCACCUGGAGACACCCUGUGCAGAACGUGGGAAAAUUAGAUGCCGGGCAGGCCUCGGGGAGCUGAGAGCCGCGGGACACCUAGGAACUAGAGGCCGGACAGCCCCAGGGGUGGUGGUAACUCCAGUGUCCGCUGAACAGGCUAGCCGAAGCAGCAGACUCGGACACGAGUGACCGUGAACUGCCUCCAGUCUCCCUGUCGCUUGCUGUGGUGCAUGCGGGUGGGGUCAGUUGGGAUCCCUGAAGCGUGGAACGGGGCUCUGACCAAGUUCAGAAAAGCAUAGGGGUGAAGCCGGAGGGCGUGGUGGCACACGCCUGUGAUCUCAGGAUUUGGGAGGUGGAGGCAGGAGGAUAAGACAGUAAAGGUCAUCCUCUGCCGCCUGAUUUUUGGGUUGCAAGAGACCCCAUCUGAAAGAAAAAAAAUAAAGAAGAAGAAAGAAGGCCCGGAGUAUCUUGAAUUUGCUCCGCCUUUUCAGCCUGCAGGUCUUGGGAAGAGGCUCUAGAAGCCUGCAGCCGCUGCUUCUGUUUAAAAGCAAGAUCAGCCGCUGCUUCUGUUUAAAAGCAAGAUCAGCCGCUGCUUCUGUUUAAAAGCGAGAUUACGCCGGGCGAUGGUGGCGCACGCCUUUAAUCCCAGCACUCGGGAGGCAGAGGCAGGCGGAUCUCUGGGAGUUCGAGACCAGCCUGGUCUACAAGAGCUAGUUCCAGGACAGGCUCCAAAACCACAGAGAAACCCUGUCUCGAAAAACCAAAAAAAAAAAAAAAAAAAGCGAGAUUACAUGUGAGUUUCUGGUGCCUCUGUGUUUCUGUGAAGUCUGUCUGAAUUUUUCGGACAUGAGGUUAAUUUCCUUCCCUUUGAAAGUUCUCUGUGAAAAUGUUUUAUUCAGUUCUGUGAGUGAUGCCGCUGCCACUCACUCCACGGGGAUGAUGUGUUCAAUGCCAGCCUGGACCACACUGAGACCUUGUCUGCAAAAUAAAAAGACAAAAAAGAAUGAAUUCUUCAUUGCUCAGGGUCUGAGAAUUUUCCUACAUUUUCAGUGAGACCUUUUUAGUGCAGGGGAUGGUGGGAUUCUGUGCUGAUUACUCACGUGCUAUAGUUGGCCCGUUUUUCUUAGGGUUCUCUAAUACUGAAAUACCUGUGCCAAAGGCUGGUGUGUGUUUUGUAAGGCCUAGUGUGUUAUUUAAGCAUUAUUUAAGGGUACUGAGAUUGGUGGCUGGAGGUACCGCUGAGGCCCAUCCUCCUCCCCUGCACUGGUCAGUUUUUGUUUGUUUUUGUUUUUUGAGACAGGGUUUCUCUGUGUAGCCCUGGCUAUUCUGGAACUCUCUCUGUAGACCAGGCUGGUCUCGAACUCACAGAGGUCUGCCUGCCCCUGCCUCCCGGUGCUGGGAUCCAAGUCUUGCGACAGUAGGUCUGGCUCAUUGGUUGUUCUUAAGUGUGGCAUUUGGAUCAGCUGCUGCGUCUCUUCGGGAAUUUCACAAAUGCGAGGGCUGGGGUUGUAGCUCAGCGACAGAGCCCUUUCCCAGCUCGUCCAGGCCUGUGAGCUCUCUCUUUUCAGGGCAGAGCAAACACAUGUCAGGAAAGCGCAUUCUUUCUUCUAAAACUUACUUUUGUGCGUGUGUUUACACGUAUGUGCACCACCCACAAGUGUCCAGGGGGGAUCUGGACUAACAGGUAGGUGCUGAGGAUUGAACUCAGGUCCCUGGAAGAGCAACCAAUGCUCUUAACCCCUGAGCCAUCUCACCCGGUCCUCUAGGUGACCCCAGUGCAUCCUGAAGUCUCACUGCCACAUUUUGCCGCUGAUUGUCCUGUAGUUUGGAGGAGGACAUAAAAGACUGCGAGCUCCUCCCACCUCCCGCAGUUUGUGUUGCAUGUGAGAAGGGAGAAAUGGGAUACACUGACAGUUAAAAUUUGGAAGCUCUGAGCAGCUCUGAUCUCAUGGCUGCAUCCUCUUCCCCAGCUCUAGCUCUGAUCGGCUUCUCCAGGGCGUGAUACUUGAGGAAGGACAAGCCAGUUCUUGCAAUUCUAGAAUCAUGGCUCAUAGUGAGGUGAUGUUCAGAGACGUGACUGUGAACUUUUCUCAGGAAGAGUGGGAGUGCCUGAAUUCUCACGAGCGGGAUCUGUACAAAGAUGUGAUGUUAGAGAACUACAGCCACCUGGUGUCCCUGGCAGGAUGUUCCAUUUCUAAGCCAGAUGUGAUCACCCUGUUGGAACAAGGGAAAGAGCCCUGGAUGGUUGUGAGGGAGGAGAAGAGAAGGUGGAGCCAAGAUCUGGAAUCUAGGUAUAGCAGUAAGGUGUUAUUUCAAGAAAAUAAUACCUAUGAAAUUAAUUUAUCUCCAUGGGAAAUAAUGGAAAGAAUUAAAAGGCAUGGCCUCAAAGACUCCUUUUAUGGAAGAGAAUUUGAAUAUAAAAUGUUUGAAGAACAAGAGAGUUCUCAUAGAGUAUAUUCCAGGCAAAUAACAAAACCCACCCCUGGAAAAAGACCUAUGUACAGAAAACGCUCACCUGUUGGUCUCUAUCAGAAAAAUAGCAGAGAAAAACCCUAUGGAUGUGGGGAGUGUGGAAAGGCUUUCAGAGUCCGCCAACAGCUUACUUUCCAUCAGAGAAUCCACACCGGUGAGAAACCCUACGAAUGUAAAGAAUGCGGAAAAGCCUUCAGACAGUGCGCCCACCUCAGCCGACACCAGAGGAUUCACACAUCUGACAAGCUCUACGAAUGCAAGAAGUGCACAGAGAUCUUCACGUGCAGCGCAGACCUCCGCGGACACCAGAGAAGUCACGUUGGCGAGAAGCCGUAUGAGUGUCAAGAGUGCGGGAAGGCUUUCCGCGUGCGGGGACAGCUUAGUCUCCACCAGAGGAUCCACACGGGCGAGAAGCCCUACGAGUGCAGGCAGUGCGGGAAGACCUUCCGCCAGUAUGCGCACCUUACCCGGCACCAGAGGCUCAGCAGUGCCGGCACCAGCUACAAGUGCGACGAGUGUGGUCAGACUUUCCUGUGCAGCACGGGCCUGCGGCUGCAUCACAAACUGCACACGGGAGAGAAGCCCUACAGCUGUGCGGAGUGUGGGAAAGCCUUCCGCGUGCGGCAGCAGCUCACCCUGCACGAGCGGAUCCACACGGGCGAGAAGCCCUUUGACUGCAAGGAGUGCGGGAAGAGCUUCAGCCGCGGCUACCAUCUGACGCUCCACCAGAGGAUCCACACCGGGGAGAAGCCAUACGAGUGUAAGGAGUGCCAGAAGUUCUUCCGCCGUUACUCGGAGCUCAUCUCCCACCAGGGUAUUCACGUCGGGGAUAAGCCGUAUGACUGCAAGGAAUGCGGGAAGGCCUUUCGGCUCUACUCCCAGCUGACGCAACACCAGAGUAUCCAUUUUGGUGAGAAGCCGUACAAAUGUUUGGAAUGUGAGAAAACUUUCCGACUGCUCUCGCAGCUUACUCAACAUCAGAGCAUCCACACGGGGGAGAAACCGUACGACUGCCAGGAGUGUGGGAAAGCCUUUCGGCUCCACUCGUCACUAAUCCAGCAUCAGAGAAUCCAUUCCGGCGAGAAACCGUACAAAUGCACGGAGUGUAAGAAGGCCUUCAGACAACACUCGCACCUCACCUACCACCAGCGAAUUCACAAGAAUUCUUAAGCAUCCUUUGAAGAACCCUUCCGUUGAAAAUAUGAUAGGGGGUAUUAGAAAAUUCUAGAAGAAAAAGGUUUUAAUCCUUUUUUUGCUUGUUGCACACAAGAGAUGGCAUGAAAGGUUUCAAUCAGAGGAAAAAGGUGUUAAAUUUUAGGAACUUCUCUCUAGAAUGGCGCUUCACAGGAGUGAAUGUCUAUACCGUACACCUAAGGGCGUAGCCGGGGCACCAAUGCAUCUUGAAAAUUAAUAAAUAAAAAGAACUUCUGUAUAAGCUGUGUCUCAAAGCUACUGAAAGUUGUUGAGGUACAGUUCUUAAUUAGAGAUUUUCAGCAGACUCAGGCAGAGCACAUCAAAGUGACCUAGAGCAGAGGUUCUCAACCUGUGUGGGUCACAACCCCUUUGGGGGUUUCACAGGGGUCACCUAAGACCAUUGGAAAACAAGUAUUCAUGAUCCACAACAGUAGCAACAUUACAGUUAUGAAGUAGCAAUGAAAAUAAUUUAUGAUUAUGAUGAACUGUAUUAAAGGUCGCAGCAUCAGGACGGAAGCUCUAGGGGUAAAGACCACUGAGUGGUAGACUGGCUUGAACUGGGUAGUGAAUAGGUCAGGCUGGGAACCUCUGAACCAGUGGAGAAUAAUAAAGAAUUCUGUGCCUUCCAGCGUGACGACUACAACAGCGACACCUAACUGAGCACUGAACCUCUAAACCAUACAGCCCUAACUGCCAGUUUAGAGAAAGGAAGGAAGGGGACAGAUUUCCUGGUAAAACAAGAAGCAAAGAACAGGGUUUCUCUGUAGCUUUGGGGCCUGUCCUGGAACUCACUCUGUAGACCAGGCUGGCCUUGAACUCACAGAGAUCCAUCUGCCUCUGCCCCCUCCCCAGUGCUGGGAUUAAAGAUCUGCAUCACCGCCACUCCGCUCUACUUGGCUCAACCAGCAAAGUGACAUUAGAAAAAGAGGUAGCACUUUUUGAAUAUUAGAAAAAGACUUGAAAGACGUAGGUCAGAUGCACUGGGAAUUCUUAGAUCAUGAGUUGAGCGAACGUGUGAACAAGACAGGAAGUCUGCAGGGGAAAGCAGUGCCCUGGACUCAAUCUGGAAGUUCAUGAACUAGACCCACGUGAUUUGAUACGGUGUCACUAGCAACUUAAAGUCGAGGUGUUGUGGUCCCUCCAAUUUAUAACAAGACUUUGAAGUCUUAGUUCCUGACUGCUCAGGAUGAACUCGGGGAUGAGACAAGCACUCUGCGACAUCAGCUCGGGGUAGGGGCGGGGGUGAGGAUGGAUGGAUCCUGGAGUUUGCUGGCUAACCAGUCUAGCUGGAUCCAGAUACUGAGAGACCCUGUUUGAAAAGUAAGGUAGACCUGGCUAAUGCCGAGUCCCCCUCUGACCUCUCACACAGACGCAUGACACAGAGACAUGCACACACAAGAAACUCCAUCCUGGGAAACAGGCAGGUGAUCUAAGUUCAAGCCAACCUAGUCUACAUAACAAGUUCCAGGCCAGCCAGGACUACACAGUGAGACCACCAACAAUGAAAAACAAGUAAAAAAAGUGUUAUCUAGUCCAGGCCUUCACAAUCUUUUUUGUGCUUUUAAAGUUUUCUACAUAUUUAAGAGUGAAGUGAAUUGUGUUUGCAAACUUA